Molecule: messenger RNA, 2626 nt
Organism: Melanaphis sacchari
Lineage: Eukaryota; Metazoa; Arthropoda; Insecta; Hemiptera; Aphididae
Product: protein lozenge-like
Exons: 5
Coding region: 379-2133 (584 amino acids)
Biological process (GO): regulation of DNA-templated transcription
Cellular component (GO): nucleus
Molecular function (GO): DNA-binding transcription factor activity, RNA polymerase II-specific; ATP binding; RNA polymerase II cis-regulatory region sequence-specific DNA binding
Source: RefSeq, a predicted model, not a curated record
CGCACGCAACAAACUCCGCCCACGGCGGGGCGCGAACACCUUCCGCCGCCGGCCCCGUCCUCCUUCGCGGCCAACGGCGGUAAACCAAAGCUCCACGGCGGCCGCAACCUCCGACCGACGAACCGGCCGCGAAAAAAAAACGCUUUUUUAACAGUCAGUCGCGCCGGUCCGCCCGUCCCCGACGACACGCACACCGCAGCAGCGGCCGCCGCAACACCGUCGUCGUCAUCGUCGCCGUCGUCGUUGUCGUCGCCGCCGCAGCCUUCGACUUCCUAUUCUUCGUCUUCGUCGCGGCCGCUCGCGGUUUGACUCUUCGUCUUUUCUCCUCUUUUAUACUCUUAAUAUUUUGUAUUACGUUCGUCUCGCGCAUCGAACAACAUGCACCUGUCGGAACCCAUGAGGAACCGCGACGGUUUCCUCAAGGCCGACGUGCUGGCCGAACGGACGUUGGACAGUCUGCUAGCCGAACAUCCCGGCGAGCUGGUCCGCACCGGUUGCCCGCACGUCGUGUGCACGGUGCUGCCCACGCACUGGCGGUCCAACAAGACGCUUCCGGUGGCGUUCAAGGUGGUGGCGCUGGGCGAGGUGCCGGACGGCACGCCGGUCACCAUACGUGCCGGCAACGAUGAGAACUUUUGCGCGGAGCUGCGCAAUUGCACCGCCCUCAUGAAGAACCAGGUGGCCAAGUUCAACGAUUUGCGAUUCGUCGGUCGAUCCGGGCGAGGAAAAAGUUUUACGCUGACUAUAAUGUUGAAUUCCUGUCCACCACAAGUAGCAACUUAUUCCAAAGCCAUCAAAGUCACAGUAGAUGGACCCAGAGAGCCGAGGUCAAAAACCAGCCUAUUAUUUAAUUCAUUUGCAGGAAACCAAGGGUUUCAUCCUUUUCACUUUGGACCUAGACCUUUCCCGUUCGGCACACCAUUGGAUCCCAAUAGAAUAGCAGAAUUGCCGUUAAAAUUGUCAGGUCUUGCCCAUUCAUGGGGCACAUCGUUUUCCAGAGCUUUACCAUCAACCGCAUAUCCCCCGUAUUUGGCUAAUAAUUGCGGUCCGCCGACAUUUCAACACUCGAACUUCACCAACAUUUUCCCAUACAAUGGUACGACCAAUGAAGUGAUUCAACAGCAGACGAUUAACUCGGGCGCAGAUGGCAUCAAUAGCAGCGCCAGGACCGUGACGGAGCCGUUGGGCCCGAUCAGCGUCAACGUGAGCGUGGAUAGCGCGACGACCAGAAGUCACAGGACCGGGAUCAGGGGUCACAGGGGUCUGUUGACUACGGUUACCGGAAGCGGCGCGCACAAGCGGCAUCACCACCACCAUCACCACCAUCACCACAAGCGACAUCGCGCGGACAACCGGUCGGAGAAGAGUGCUGUGGUGUCGGCGGCGAUGGCAGCGGACCGUUUGUCACCGACGGCCGUUACGGCGUCCGCAUCUGCAGCAGUCAGCAACAGCAACAACAACAACAACAACAACAAUAACGACAACAACAACAACAACGGCGGCGGAGGCAUCGACGAACACGACAAGAACAAGCGACGUGCGUCCGACGACGACCACCGCGGUGGUCGGCGCUCGGCCAAGACGCCUCCGUCGCCGCCGCCGCAGCUGCGACCGCCACCGCCCGCGCAGCCCGUCGCUCAGCUGCCGCCGCACAUCAUGGCCGCGGCCGGAGCAGCCGUGUCGCCGCGAUCGCAUCACCCGGCCGCGCCCGCGCCGCCCGUCACGCAACCCGUACCGCUGGUCGCGCCGUCGCUGUUCAGCCUGUUCCUGAACGCGCCACUGAUGCAACCGCACACGCAGUGGCUGUACUCUCAGCUGUACCCCAACCCGUACCUGAGCCACAUACGCAACACGAUGAUAUUCGACAACGAGUCGACGGCCGCUGCGGUGGCCGCGGCCGCGGCGCAGAAGGCGGCAGGCGACGGCAUCGGCGGCGGGGGCGACGACGGCGGCGAUGGGGGGUCGGUGGCCGAGAACGAGUCGUCCAAAAAGUCGCCCGCCGCGGACGAGGGUGACGCGGACUGCGGCCGCGGCGACGACGGAGACGACCGCGACGGAGCUGCAGACGCAUCGCCGGCAGUCUCGCCCAAGACCACCACCAAGCAGACCGCGGACGUCUGGCGGCCGUAUUGAUGCAGCGUGCUUUGCACCGCGGCCUAGGCGAUAUCGAUGACGACGACGAUGACGUCGAUGAUGACGAUGAUAUCGCCGAAGCACGCGUGCGCGCAUGCCCCUUCCAAAAUUUUAAUCUCAGUACGAUUGCACCGCGCGCGAGUACCAACGACGGACACGUACUUUUGAAAAUAAUAUUAUAUACGUAAUUUACUUGUACCUUGUACUGCAAACACCGUUAAUGAUUUGUCCGCAUAAUGCUGUUGUUGUUGUUGUUGUUGUUGUUCGUCUUACGCCACCCCGUGCACCCGCGCUUAUCUGAAGGAGCUCCGCGGCGGUCCCGCUCCCGGAGGUACAGUUUUGGCGUUUUCGAUGCGUCACAUAGCCGCCAGCCGGAGCACAUUGUAAUAAGCGUAUUUCAUAUUACCUCCGUUGUUUUUCUCGUUAGCUUUUUUGUGAUAUCAGACUCGUGCAAGUCGAACGGUGGACCUGUUUGCAAAAAAAAAUAAAAAAU